Messenger RNA from Saimiri boliviensis boliviensis (Bolivian squirrel monkey), 552 nucleotides. NCBI's taxonomy places the organism in Eukaryota, Metazoa, Chordata, Mammalia, Primates, Cebidae. The record is from RefSeq and is a predicted model, not a curated record.
GACGCGGAUCUCUUUGGGCGGGUGGCGGUUGCUGGGGCCGUCGAGGCGGCAGCGACUCUGCGCCCCCGGCUCGGGAUGGAGACAGGGCCGCAUCCCUGGCCUGGGCACUGCUGCAGGCCUCGCGGGCGGCUGGACAUGAACCACGGCUUCGUGCACGAUAUCCGACGGAACCCGAUCGCCCGGGACGACUGCGACAAGAAGGUGAAGCAGGCGGCCAAGGAGAAGGUGAGGACGCGGCACAUGCCCGCGCCGACUGGGCCCCGUGAGCUAGACCUGCGGGUGUACCUGCUGCGACCAGGAGAUGUCUCCGCCCACCCAAGCAGCCUAGACGCUGAAGAGUCGGGUGAAAGCAGCAGUAGUGCAGGCUCCGACCUGGAGCCUUCUGGCUGUCAGCUCUUCUGCUUGGAGUACGAGGCAGACAGUGGAGAGGUCACAUCAGUUAUGAUGCAGCGGGAUGAGAUGUCGGCGCGCAAGCCUCUGGAUCCACCCAUGCGAGAAGCCCUCCAGUUGCAUAUCCAGAAGGAGAUUGCAAAGCGCCGGAGCCGACACUGA